Molecule: messenger RNA, 1990 nt
Organism: Vanessa atalanta (red admiral)
Lineage: Eukaryota; Metazoa; Arthropoda; Insecta; Lepidoptera; Nymphalidae
Product: muscle segmentation homeobox-like
Exons: 3
Coding region: 553-1377 (274 amino acids)
Biological process (GO): embryonic morphogenesis; regulation of transcription by RNA polymerase II
Cellular component (GO): nucleus
Molecular function (GO): RNA polymerase II transcription regulatory region sequence-specific DNA binding; DNA-binding transcription factor activity, RNA polymerase II-specific
Source: RefSeq, a predicted model, not a curated record
GCGGGUCGCGGUUUGCGCCCCAAUGCUAGCGCGAUUUCCAACGCGCCUCCACGCGAAUCAUUACGCGGACGCAUCGCGUUUCACAACGUAUUCGCAAAUUUGCGUUGCGCCACAAUCACCGAUUUUGAGUUUAGAGCACUUGCAUCGAAGGAAACGAAGUGUUACAUUAUGUGAUGUGACUGUAAGUGAUAUUGUAUAGCAGCCGUAUCGCUUUGCGCUCGUAUUCGGAUUUCGGAUGCGUGAUUUACGAUCUUGUUUUACAACUUAUUUUCGUUGCAAGUACAUCUCAUAUGAGCGACGACUAUGCAAACAGCGUACGACAACCUGUUUUAUUACAGAAACGCGUAAACAUUUUACCUUUUGUUAAUUAAGUAAUCAAAAUCGUACGUAUUGAUAAUUCACUUCGGAAAUCGAAACCUGUUGAAUUAAUCGAGUGAAAUCGAUUCGAAUGUUGCAAUUCUUCGAUUUGAAAUAUAUAAACGUAAAUUAAGAAAAUAAUGACGACGUAAAAUACCGUCGGAUUGUUGAUGGAAAUGAAAUCGCGUAGAUGAAAUGAAGACGUCGCUGGAAUGCGAGCGGUCGGAGGCCGCGGAGAGCGCGAAGGGUCGAAUAUCAUUCAGUGUCGACUCGCUCCUGGGCAGCAAGUCCGACACGCCGCGGGACACGCCCGACGCACACAGCAACGAUGCGGAGAGCACCGUCGACACCGACGACAGCGAUGUGGACAUCGAGGAUGUUGAAUCCAACGCGGGAGAUGAGAGAGAUGAUCGUGACGAGCGGGGGAGUACAAACGAUGAUGAAACGGAGAACAGGGGUGGAGUUGUGGUUCCGCAGCCGUUGUUACCGCGACUGUACCAAGGGCCGACGCCAACUACAUGGCCGUUCGGCGCGUUCCCGUGGAUGGCACCGAAUCCCAUGUUUCGCACGGGAUCGCCAAACACUGGCCCUCCAAGUGGCCCUCCUGUAGUACGCUGCCAACUCCGCAAACACAAGCCGAACAGGAAGCCCCGUACGCCCUUCACCACACAACAGCUCCUCGCUCUAGAGAAGAAGUUUAGGGACAAACAAUACUUAAGUAUUGCGGAAAGAGCAGAAUUCUCCUCAUCAUUACGACUAACGGAAACACAGGUUAAAAUUUGGUUUCAAAAUCGUCGGGCUAAAGCAAAACGUUUGCAAGAGGCUGAAAUAGAGAAACUCAGACUCUCUGCGCGACCCCUACUUCCUCCAUCAUUCGCGCUAUUUGGCGGAGGUGGGGCUCCACCUUUGUUCGCUGCUAUGGCUGCGGCGACGAGGCCGCAACUCAGUUUUUUAGGAGGGCCACCUACCCACCAGCACGCUAUAAACAUGAAUAUACUGAAUUCCUUACAACCACAUUGACGGCAUGAACACGCGGUGGCGCGUGACGGAGAACAGCCGCCAUCUUCCUAACAUGGCGACUAGAACUGACAGUUUUAUUAUGAUCGGAUAUGCGGACUGAAACAAGUGAUUGAUAAAUAAAAAAAACUGUGGUAUACUAUAGUGCCAGUACUUAAUUUUAUGUAAAUCGGUUUAAUUUUUUCAAUAAGAAAGAUGCAUAGAGUGACAUAGACUAUAUCCCUCAAAGCUGAUUUUAUUAAUAUAAGAUACAUUUUAAAAAAAUCUCAAUGAAUAAGUGCAAUUCGUUCAGUUUGAUAUAGCCAUAAUUAACUUUAAAUAUUUUUUUGUAAAUAUAGCAAUGGUAUAGUUAAUAGUUGUUAUAAAAGGCGUAUAGUUUCACUAAUAUCGGUAAUAAAGUGUGUAAUUAACAUGAUUAUUUAUUUUUUUAAGUAUGAUAUUAAACGUAAUAUAACAGACAUUUAUGAAUGGCAGAUGAUCGCUAAUUACUUAAUUUCAGAGCAAUUUACGUUAAUGAUAUAUAUAAUAUCCAUUUUUAUGUUUUUUAAUUUAUUUUACGGUAAUAUUAUUAUCUAUAAUUUUCGUGUGUAACUUUUUAAUUUUAACGAGACAAGAC